GCGGAGGGAUUGCAGUGCAGAUGGAAUGACUGUGGCAUCACUGUGGCAUCAGAUAGUGUCGGUAUCGUUAGCGGUCGCUUUUUGGGGCGAAAUGGGCAGUGUAGCUUCGAGAUGUGCGGAGAAUGUGCGCUGCAGCUGGUUGAUGCUGAUGAUCAGAAGAUGACGAAAUUUGUGAAAGGCAGCAAGGUGUUGUAUGUGGGGGGCAUGUUCAGUUAUGCAGUGCUGCAGGGCUCCAUCAAGGCAGUUGUCUGCUAUGAGGCAGAACAAGCCCCGCCAAACGGUGAGCAAGACCAAAUUCGCAAAGACCUCCUAGCAUUACAAGCCUUAGUCCACACACAAGGAGGCAGGCUCAACACUAUUGAUCAAAGGUCAGCACAUACAAAGGACCAAGUGCAAAAGCAACAGCAACUCGAAGCAUCCAAGCAGGCCAUUGUCUCCAGCUGGCCAGACUCAGCCGGACCAGCAGACCGCACACAAGCUGUUGAACAGCUGGUCAAUCGCCAUGACAACCUCAAGGGAAAAUACGCAAGCACCACCACCCUUCGCACAAAACAAGGAUGGUCCCAAUUCAGCAUAGUGGAAUUCUUCACAAAAGAGGCCAGAAAUGAAUUUGUGGAGCUUGUGAGAAAGGAUGCCCUGAUUUGCCAUGGACAAAUCGCAGUGGGUAGAGCCCAGAUCCCCAAAUACCAGCGCGAAGCCGACCAACCCCUCCGCUGUGCAAUAGCAGUCUUCUCACAACUCACAGGCAAGCAGCAACGCUACAAGCCAACCUGGGAAAUGAGCUCAGUAUGGCACAACAACGAAUGGAUCCUCAGCAUGCAAACAGCAGAACAUGACAAAACCCAAAUCACCAUCUAUGUUGCUGAAGCCCUGAAAGAUCAAUUCACAGAGAAAUACACAUCCGAAUGGCAGCAGUGGGGCGGACAAAAGGGAACCACACGCAGAGCAGACGGCUACAAGCCACAGUACGCCACACUGCAGCAUCAGUGGAAGCAACCCCACACCAAAGAUGAGGACGAUGAGAUGGACGGAGGACUUCCUGACCUGAGAGGGCAGCGCAAAGGUCUAACACGCAAGACUGAAACCUCCAUGCCCUUGAAAGACGCGCGUCUAGCUUCACACACGCGCCUCUAUGAGGAGCACCGCAACCUCAACAAAGCCAGUGGAACGCAAGCGUUCACACUAACGGACACUACCGGGCCGGGACCGCCCAGGUCUGACUAUGCGAAAGAGGCAGGCUUCCACGGGAUUGCAUUCUUGCACCUGAAUCCGGCAUGGAUGCGGGAUUGGACGGAAGAGCGUGUGCAGAAGCAGUUGCCUGGAAUUUCUUGGCAGA
Molecule: messenger RNA, 1336 nt
Organism: Cladocopium goreaui
Lineage: Eukaryota; Dinophyceae; Suessiales; Symbiodiniaceae
Source: the annotation of a GenBank genome assembly